GUUAGUCCGGCGCGACGGUCGCGAGCGCGCGAGGAUCCCCGUGCCGUGUCGCGCGCCGGUGGGCAGCAGCUGCAGCAGUCGCGUAGGCGCAGUCGCCGCCGUGUGAGGAAGCCAUGAAGCACUAUGAGGUGGAGAUCCUGGACGCCAAGACCAGGGAGAAGCUGUGUUUCCUGGAUAAGGUGGAGCCCCAGGCUACCAUCGCGGAAAUCAAGAACCUCUUCACCAAGACCCACCCGCAGUGGUACCCCGCCCGCCAGUCCCUCCGCCUGGACCCCAAGGGCAAGUCCCUGAAGGACGAGGAUGUGCUGCAGAAGCUGCCCGUGGGCACCACGGCCACGCUGUACUUCCGCGACCUGGGCGCGCAGAUCAGCUGGGUGACGGUCUUCCUGACAGAGUACGCGGGGCCGCUCUUCAUCUACCUGCUCUUCUACUUCCGCGUGCCCUUCAUCUAUGGCCACAAAUACGACUUCACGUCCAGCCGGCACACGGUGGUGCACCUCGCCUGCAUCUGCCACUCAUUCCACUACGUCAAGCGCCUGCUGGAGACGCUCUUCGUGCACCGCUUCUCGCACGGCACCAUGCCGUUGCGCAACAUCUUCAAGAACUGCACCUACUACUGGGGCUUCGCCGCGUGGAUGGCCUACUACAUCAACCACCCCCUCUACACGCCCCCCACCUACGGAGCUCAGCAGGUCAAGCUGGCGCUGGCCAUCUUUGUGAUCUGCCAGCUUGGCAACUUCUCCAUCCACAUGGCCCUGCGGGACCUGCGGCCGGCCGGGUCCAAGACCAGGAAGAUCCCGUACCCCACCAAGAACCCCUUCACGUGGCUCUUCCUGCUGGUGUCCUGUCCCAACUACACCUACGAGGUCGGCUCCUGGAUCGGCUUCGCCAUCAUGACCCAGUGUCUCCCAGUGGCCCUCUUCUCCCUGGUGGGCUUCACCCAGAUGACCAUCUGGGCCAAGGGCAAGCACCGCAGCUACCUGAAGGAGUUCCGCGACUACCCGCCUCUGCGCAUGCCCAUCAUCCCCUUCCUGCUCUGAGUGCGCCCCUGCCCGCCGCGGCGCGCCCCCCCAAUAAAACCUGCGGGACUUGG
Messenger RNA from Lepus europaeus (European hare), 1093 nucleotides. RefSeq names its product trans-2,3-enoyl-CoA reductase (gene TECR). The coding region runs from base 114 to 1040 and encodes 308 amino acids. The transcript has 13 exons. The record is from RefSeq and is a predicted model, not a curated record. Gene Ontology annotation, biological process: very long-chain fatty acid biosynthetic process. NCBI's taxonomy places the organism in Eukaryota, Metazoa, Chordata, Mammalia, Lagomorpha, Leporidae. Gene Ontology annotation, molecular function: oxidoreductase activity, acting on the CH-CH group of donors.